AUGGUGUUGUUGCAAGAGACUAAAAAGCAGGGAAUCAAUGUAGAAUUUGUGAACUCUAUUUGGGCUGGAGAAAAAGUGGAAUUCAUGUCAGUUGACUCAGAGGGUGCAGCUGGGGGGUUACUCUGCAUCUGGAAUCCUAAGGUCUUUCAGCUCAAUCAAUGUUGUUGCAAUCGUAACUUUCUCCUUCUCGCAGUCAAAUUAAAAUCCUUGAAAUCUGCCCUAAAGAAGUGGAACAUCGACAUGUUUGGAAAUGUGGAGAACAAGUUAAAAGCCACAGAAGAGGAAGCACAUGUCCUUGAUCUAGUUGCUGAAGAAAGGCCAUUAUCUGCAGAUGAACUGGCUAGGAGAAGAGUAUUGCAUGGCGAUGCUUGGAAGAUGAACAAAAUGCGCAAUAGGAAUGCCCUAUGCUCAAUUCUAGUGAAUGGUAUUAAUAUUGAAGAUCCCAUAGGUGUUAAAUCAGAGGUGUUGAAUCAUUUCAGAAAUCUUUUUGCUAAGCCUUGGAAGAAAAGACCUUCCCUUAAUGGCCGUUUUAAGUCAAUUGGGGAUGCCAAUGAUUUUGGCCUUUUAGAGGCAGAGUUCACAGAGGUGGAAAUUAGUAAUGCCAUCAAAUCUUGUGGGGGUAACAAGGCUCCUGGGCCAGAUGGUUUUAAUUUGGGCUUUUUUCAGAAAUGUUGGAGUAUAGUUAAGGAGGAUGUUCUGCACUUUAUGAGGGACUUUCACUUUAAUGCUAAGUUGUCCCAGGUGUUACCAAGUAUCAUAAAUGAAACUCAAUCAGCUUUCAUCAAGGGUAGAUAUAUCUUCGAUGGUAUCCUUAUUGCAAAUGAGAUAGUAGAAGGCUGGAAGAAGGCUGGUGAGAGUGGUAUUGUGCUUAAACUUGAUUUCGAAAAAGCCUUUGACUUAAGGGGGCUGAGGCAAGGAGAUCCACUGUCACCAUUCCUGUUUAUUAUUGUGGUUGAAACCCUCAACAUUUUGCUGGAAAGGGCCAAGCAUUUGGGUCUAAUCAGAGGGGUCUCUGUAUGCUCAAGUGGUCUUAGGCUUACCCAUUUACAAUUUGCAGAUGAUACUAUUUUGUUUUGCGAAGCUGAAUGGGGAGAAGUAGCCAAUAUAAAAAGAAUCCUGAGGUGCUUUGAAAUUGUAUCAAGUCUUAGGAUUAACUACAAUAAGAGCGUGGUCUGUGGGGUGGGAAUUCCUGUUGAGCUGGGCCAAGAGUUCGCAACAAGUUUGAAUUGUCAUAAUCAAAUCUUGCCUCUUAAGUACUUGGGUCUGCCAUUAGGUGCCAGCCCAAGUAGGAGAAGAACCUGGCAGCCUGUGAUUGAUAAGUGCAAGCUUUGUCUUGCUUCUUAG
Camellia sinensis is the source of this 1344-nucleotide messenger RNA. NCBI's taxonomy places the organism in Eukaryota, Viridiplantae, Streptophyta, Magnoliopsida, Ericales, Theaceae. The record is from RefSeq and is a predicted model, not a curated record.